GGGGUGGCGAGCAGCCGGAGGCGCGGCGGUCUUCGGGCCGCGCAGUGGCGCUCAGAGCGUGGUGCCGGCAACACAACCCCCCAGCAGCACCCAGGCCAGCCGCGCUCUGCGCCCAGCGCCACCGGUCGUGUCGCUAGACGAGUGUCGUGAGUGCCGCCCCCGAGAGGAUUACCUUGUUGGCAUGUAGCGCUCGGCGCUUGGACCGCCGCCCCCGGGCCCGGGCGGGAGGACGGUGACCAUCGUGGCCGACGACCCGUAGACAACAGAUUAGUGCUUGUGGCGAUGUUCCCCCGACGACGCUUCUUAACACCAUGAGCGACUGGCCGACCCCCGACUACGAUCCUCCGGAACCUGUGUUCAACAUCAGCCGGGGCGGCGCGGCCGGCGCGUGGUGGACGGCGGACUUCGUGUGGACGGCGGUGCAGGCGCUGGGCAUCGGGCUGGUCGGCGUGCUGGGCGUGGUGGUGAACGUGCUGUGCGCGCUCAUCUGGAGCGGGCGGCCCGCGCUGCGCAGCCACUCGACGCGCUACGUGUACAACAUGCUGGCCGCCAACCUGCUGUGCGCCGCGCUGCUCGCGCCCCUGGACGUGGUGGUGCUGCUGGUGGCGCCGCCGCUGCCGCCGCCGCCGCCGGACCUGCAGGCGGCCGCCGACCUGCUGUGGCCGAGCGCCGCCGUGGCCGCCGCCGCCGACCCCCAGGUGUCGGAGGGCGGCGGCGUGGCUGCGGCAGCGCUGGUGCAGGCCGCGGACGAGGUGUGGGGCCGGCCCUGGGAGCUGUGGCUGCGCGAGGUGACGCGCUUCGCCCAGAGCGUGGCCGUGCAAGUGUCGGUGUUCUCCGUGCUGCUGGUGGCGCUGGACCGCCACAAGGCCGUGCUCUCGCCGCUGCACUACCACCGCAUGGCCACUCGCCAGCGCUCCACCAUCCUCAUCGUGUCCAACUGGCUGGUCACGCCGCUCAUGACGCUUCUCUUCCAGACCAGGCUCGUCCCCUACUCGCAGUGGAUCCACUUCGCCAUAGGCUUCGCGCUCCCGCUCUACAUCAUCGUCUACAUGUACAUUCAAAUGUCGCUGGCGGCGCACCAAAACAGCAAGCGCACCCGUCGCCACAGCGUGUGCACGUCCACGCAGAGCGCCAACGGCGGCCAGAUGUCUCUGGACGCGGGGUCCGGGUCGCGGGGCGGCUCCCUGGACCUCAGCCUGCCGCCCUUCAACACCGGCACGCCCGAGCACAAGGGGGAGGUCCCCCGUCGGCCGGGGCGCAACCCACCCCUGGGCUCCAUCGUGCUCAACAACAAGCGGCGCUGCUCCAACGCGAGCUUCUCGACGCUGCUGCUGCGAGAGGAGGGCCGCGCCGUCAAGACGGCCCUCUUCGUGGUGGGCGCGUACCUCACCUGCUGGACGCCCUACUUUGUGUUCGUGGUGCUGCAGCGGCAGACGCCCGCCAUCGUGCUGCUGCUGGCGCACGUCAACUCGUGCGUCUCGCCCUGGAUCUACGUGCUGCGCAACGAGGAGGUGCGGCUCGAGGCCAAGAAGCUCGUGGCGCGCCUGCUGCACCUCAACAUCCCCCGGGCGCCGCAGGACAGCCCCGGGCACGGCCACAGCUACGGCCGGUCUGACUCGUGCUACAGUAAAUCGAUGGAGGCCUCAUCCCACCCAGCCCACCCGCUCCGGCAGCAGUCGUCGCACUGUGACAGCAUGUCGGUGCAAAGCUUCCACCUGCCCACGGCGGCGGGAGUGAGCGUCGACCUCGGCGGCCCGCUGGGGGCGUUGGGCCCCGCGGGGCUGUCCGGCUACCACGGCCCCUCCGCGCUGGGCGCGCUGGGCCCCGUGGGCACGGACACGCCCCUCACCGCGGACAGUCUGUGCAGCGCGGGCGAGUCCCCGGGGCCCAUGACGGGCAGCAAUGGCGGUGGCAGCGGCCUGGUCAGGCUGGCCUACAAGUACCCCGCGCAGUACAACCAAUACAACUUGCAGCGCGGCCGCUCGCAGACCUGCAUACGGCAGAACUCGGACUCGUCCUCGGGCAGCGGCCGCCCACUGCUUCAGUCCGACCAGCUACAGCAGGAUAAGGGUCGGAGCGGGCGCCGACGCCUGGGCAGCUCCGGGGCCUCCGGGGACAGCGGCAGCGACCAGGAGACGCCGCGGCACGUUAACGCCACCGGCCACCUCGACGACGACGGCUCGCCGCCGCCGCUCACGCCUCUCGACCGGGAGCGCGACAGCCUCGCGGCGUCCCGGAGGCGCCUGCUGCACCGGGACAGCCUGGAGGAGGAGGACGAGGACCAGCUGUCGCCCUCGCAAGAGGCGCCCGCGCCGCCCCCGGCCAUCGCCGCGGCGCUGCGCCGGCUGUCGGCCCAUCACCACCACGCCCCGCCGCCCACGCCGCCACGCCGCUCCAGCCUCUGCAGCAGCAGCACCUGCAGGCGCAGCUCGCUCAAGAUGGAUGGCAACAUAUUUCAGUUCGACAACAUCAUCGUGGACGGCGGCUACACAGUGACAUCCCUCUCGGCCGGCUUGUCGUCGGCGAGCAUCGAGCAGGCUGACAACAGCACAGUCAGCGGUGACAGCGGGAUUUGCAUCGUGUCCGGUGCGGCGGCCGGCGGCCCCGAGUGCUUGUCCAUGUUGGCUGGGGCCGCGAGCUGCGCCAGCGCGCCGGCCCCGGGCGCCACAUCGGUCCUGAGGCCGCCGCCACCACCGAGAAAUAAACUGAAGCGGAUCGAGGCGGUCGAAGAGUCGGUCUGCGACACCACCUUCUCCACGUGCGGCAACGGGCACGCGCCUGCGCAGCAGCACUUCCAGCUCUGGGCCAUGGGCGAGUACUCUCCUGCGCCGCCACCCGCCCCACCUGCGCCUCCCACAGCCGCGGCCCCACAGCACUGCGCACAGGCGGUCUCGAGUAGGAUGCACAAGAUGGCAGAUAUUCGAAAUCUUGUGAAAACCAGCCUCCAUCGCCCAGCUUUCCGCAUACCAAAGGCUGACUUUUGAUCUGGGUGGUAAACAACUUAAGUCACGUCGGGUAUACUGUUUUUUCUUCUUUAUUUUCUUAAAUGCCUUACUUAGCUCCCUCCUCCCUCAACCUAGUACCCUCCUUUAUCCACUACUCAUCUCACCCACAAUGCUCCUUGUUUUCUCUACCUGUGUAACAGUUGAAUUGUCCGGAAAUAUGAGUUUAUUAGCAAUAUGCUUCCAGAAUGCUUCGUUGACAGUUCACUGGUUUUGGGACCAAAAUGCUGUGGGUUUUCCCCUUAGAACAAUGAUUAUUGCUAUACUCCAGUCUUGCAAUUAAAUACUUAUUUCGAACUAUCACACACACGUUGUGUUCACAUAGGGCUUACUAUUAAUUCCACUGGACAGUAAAAAAUGUGUAUACAAUCCAGCAUCAAGACCAUGCCAAGAGUAUAGUAACACGUAACACGAAAAUCUAAAACUUUUAGUUUUGAAGAGAAACAUUUUGUCCAUGUUUAGUUUAGAAUUUUUCCGUAUCAUAUUCCUUAUCCAAAGUCAUUGUUUAAUGGAGCAGUUUUCUUCUAUAGUCUGGUAUUUUUCAAAAUCUUAAUCUGUCUCUCCGUCCUUAUUUUUUGUCAACCACUUCAACCUUAAAUAUAUCAGCCAGUCUCAAAACUUUGCAAGUGUUUAUGUUGUUCUCUAAGCUUUUCUACGAUACUAGGAAUCUUAAUAUGACCUUUGAGCAGUGUUUGAGGUAGUCCAAAGUGGGGGCAAGUAAUUAAUUUUGUUCAAUAAUUGUGAUCAAAAAUUAGAAUAUUUUGAAAUGUGUAAUCAGAAACAUAAAUAAAUGUGAUAUAUUUUGUGUUUUGCAAUAAGACAAAAACAGAUGGAUAUCGCUGGAUCGGUGCCUCUGUAGAGUACAUAUACAUAAAAUAGGGUACAUAAAAUCUAUCUUGAAUUUGCCAAACAAAUUGAGCAUACAAUAAUUUAAAUGUCUCUUGAAUGUAUAUACUACAUAUAAAUGUAGAGUAAGUAUUUAAUAUUAAGUAUUUAAAAUUCGUGUAAAAUACACUUAUUAUUUUAUUGAAUCCCUUACAUCCUUAAAAGUUUCUAUAACAUGUAUGCAACAUGUAGAUAGGUACGCACUUGUGUUUCUUAUGAUUCUGCCUGUUGGCUGCUGUUCCUUCUCUAAGUUUUGUUCAGUGAACCAUAGGGGCCCUUGACGCCUGACUCAAGGCAUUUUUGCAAAUAGAAAUCGAACUCAAUUUUAGCAGCUUUGGUUUCUGGUAACUCAUCCUUGACUGUCCUCUUUUAUCUUUAUUUCUCCCAUGAACAAUCCAAAAAGUUCUACUUUGUCUCCUGUCUGCUUUCCCAAGUUACAGAGAUUAGUCAAGAAUACAUCAAAUUGACAUAAUAUUGACCUAAUUUUUAUCAAACAGGUCACAGCAGCCACAAUGUGACAUGGAAUGGACAAAUUAUUGACCAAGACUAAAAACUGACAAAUUUUUGACUGUUUUGCACAAUGAUAGAAACUGUAAUGUUUACGUCAUUUACGAUAUCAGCUAAUGUAAACAUGGGUUUAAAUUAAACCACUAGGAGUACGUAAGCCAAUGCUAUUCAGAUCCAUAUGUGGCUCAUGGGUUAGCAAGUCACUGCUGGGAUUGAAAGGUCGUGGGUUCGAAUCCCACUUGCAGAUAACAUUUCAUGUCAAAUUCUGGCGGUGCAAAGCUGAGAGAGUAGAUAGAGACAAUCAAGCAGAGUGCGUCAAGGGCCGGCAAAAGGGCCAGCAAUAUUAUUUGCUUAAAAAUUCCGUCUUAUCACUAUGAUGUCAUUUUGACAUCAAAAAAUGGUCAUGUUCUUCAAUGGAAAAAACGUCAUAGUGACUAAAAUAAAAUUGAUCAAAAUUUGAUGUCAUAUUGACGUAUUGAUGACAAAUCUCUGCUACUUGGGUUUGAUAUUGUACUCUCAAAACGAUUAAACAUACUCAAAAAUACAGCUUGUUUUCUAUCACAAUCGGCGGCGCAGCGGCGGCGGCAGUAGCAGCAAAAGUAAAGUAAAUGUCUUCGGUGACCUGAUUUUGUUAUGCUGUUAGAGUGCUUUGACUGAUUGUUCUGAAGUAAGUAGAUAUGUAUGACACCUGAGUAAGAUUUCGUUGUAGAGUAAAUAUGUUAUAAUUUUGUGAUGAAAAAUGAAUGAAAUGUGGUUUUAGGAUGAAAUCCAUGGUUUUGAUAUAAAUUGAACUUGAUUUGAGAUUGUGAAGUACCUCAGAUUACGAAUGAGAAAGUGUGAGAAACAUACAAAAUCAAUAUACCUACCUAUGUUUGUUUUACAAGUAUGUAAUCCGGCGAGGUAUGAUUACCUUCAAAACAGCAUAUAUUUUUAAAUGUAUAGUAUGUGUAGCACAGAAGAGACAUAAUAAUUAUUCAAGUGCUUGCCCAAUGAAAAGAAAAAUGCUGUUAAAAAUUUUGUGCCAACAAUAAAACUUUGGAUUUCGUA
This is a messenger RNA of Frankliniella occidentalis (western flower thrips), 5441 nucleotides long. RefSeq lists its product as uncharacterized. Gene Ontology annotation, biological process: G protein-coupled receptor signaling pathway. Bases 312 to 2984 code for a protein of 890 amino acids. Lineage: Eukaryota; Metazoa; Arthropoda; Insecta; Thysanoptera; Thripidae. Gene Ontology annotation, molecular function: G protein-coupled receptor activity. The record is from RefSeq and is a predicted model, not a curated record. Gene Ontology annotation, cellular component: membrane. The transcript is spliced from 8 exons.